Molecule: messenger RNA, 634 nt
Organism: Alnus glutinosa
Lineage: Eukaryota; Viridiplantae; Streptophyta; Magnoliopsida; Fagales; Betulaceae
Product: histone H3.2
Exons: 1
Coding region: 72-482 (136 amino acids)
Cellular component (GO): nucleosome
Molecular function (GO): protein heterodimerization activity; DNA binding; structural constituent of chromatin
Source: RefSeq, a predicted model, not a curated record
CCCAUUCUGUCACACUCACACCGAUCUCUGAAACACUUGCCAUCCUCAUUUUUUGAAAUCCUAGCUUUCCAAUGGCUCGCACCAAGCAAACCGCUCGCAAGUCCACCGGAGGCAAGGCUCCGAGGAAGCAAUUGGCCACAAAGGCUGCCCGGAAGUCCGCUCCAGCCACCGGCGGAGUGAAGAAGCCCCACAGGUUCAGGCCAGGGACGGUGGCCCUCCGAGAGAUCCGAAAGUACCAGAAAAGCACGGAGCUCCUGAUCCGAAAGCUCCCCUUUCAGCGUCUGGUCCGCGAGAUAGCUCAGGACUUUAAGACCGACCUGCGGUUCCAGAGCUCGGCCGUGGCGGCGCUUCAAGAGGCUGCGGAGGCGUACCUUGUGGGGCUCUUUGAGGACACCAACCUGUGCGCAAUCCACGCGAAACGUGUGACAAUCAUGCCGAAGGAUAUCCAGCUCGCAAGGCGCAUUAGGGGUGAGAGGGCUUAGGGGGGAAGCGAUUUGUAUAGGAAGAAUUGGCAUAUUCUAGAUUUAUGUUCAGUGCUUUUGUGCGUUUCUUGGAGUGGAUCGUAGGUUAGAUUUUCGUUAAAGCUUUUGCUGUAUCCUGGUUACGUUGAUGGAAAUUAUGCGUUUCUCUCUAA